Pimephales promelas (fathead minnow) is the source of this 4021-nucleotide messenger RNA. NCBI's taxonomy places the organism in Eukaryota, Metazoa, Chordata, Actinopteri, Cypriniformes, Leuciscidae. The record is from RefSeq and is a predicted model, not a curated record.
UGUCCCUAGAAUAUGGAAUGAUCGGAGAACAUACUGUAAAAAGUCAGCGGCCAAGAUCAGUACAUGACACAAAGGGCCUACAGGAGCGAGAUGAAUCUGCUAAAUUUAUGGCACAAACUGGUGACCCUGGUGCUGAGGAGUGGUCCCAGUGGAGCUCUUGCUCAGUUACAUGCGGUCAAGGGUCGCAGGUGCGAACAAGAACAUGUGUCUCACCUUACGGAUCACACUGCAGCGGCCCUUUAAGAGAAUCCAGGGUGUGCAAUAACACUGCCCCCUGCCCAGUGCACGGUGUGUGGGAAGAGUGGUCUCCGUGGAGCCUCUGCUCUUUCACCUGCGGACGAGGUCAUCGCACCCGCACUCGGACGUGCACUCCACCCCAGCAUGGAGGAAGAGCGUGCGAUGGACCCGAGACCCAAAGCAAACUCUGCAACAUUGCCCUCUGCCCAGUGGACGGACAGUGGCAGGAGUGGAGUGCAUGGAGCGAUUGCUCAGUGACCUGUGCCAACGGGACGCAGCAGAGGAAGAGGCAGUGCUCAGCGGCUGCUCAUGGGGGAUCUGAGUGCAGAGGACAUUGGGCGGAGAGCAGAGAAUGCUCCAAUCCGGAGUGUACAGCUAAUGGGCAGUGGAACGCAUGGGCUCCAUGGAGUGGGUGUUCUAAGUCCUGUGACGGUGGUUGGCAGCGGAGGGUACGCGUAUGCCAGGGGCUGGCGGUCACAGGGCAGCCAUGCGAUGGCAGUGGGGAGGAGGUCCGCAGAUGCAGCGAGCAGCGUUGCCCAGCUCCUUAUGAAAUAUGCCCGGAGGACUAUGCUGUGUCCAUGCUGUGGAGAAGAACUCCCUCUGGGGAACUGGCCUUCAACAGGUGUCCGCCCAACGCAACGGGCACCACUAGUCGACGCUGCUCACUGGAUCACCGCGGGGUGGCCUAUUGGGAGCAACCCAGCUACGCUCGAUGCAUUGCAAAUGAAUACAGAUACUUGCAGCAAUCAGUUCAGGGACACCUUGCUAAAGGUCAGAGGAAUCUGGCAGGGGACGGCAUGUCCCAAGUUACAAAGGUCCUCCUGGAUCUCACCCAGAGACGCAAUUUCUAUGCAGGCGACCUUCUCUCCUCAGUGGAGAUUCUUCGAAACGUCACUGACACCUUCAAAAGGGCCAGCUAUGAACCUUCUUCUGAUGACGUUCAGAAUUUUUUUCAGAUCAUCAGCAAUCUCCUGGAAGAGGAGAACCGAGAAAAGUGGGAAGACGCGCAACAGAUUUACCCAGGGUCUGUGGAGCUCAUGCAGGUCAUUGAAGAGUUCAUCCACAUCGUCGGCCUGGGAAUGAAAGACUUCCACAAUGCCUACCUGAUGACAGGGAACCUGGUUGCAAGUAUUCAGAGGCUGCCUGCGCUAUCUGUGACGACAGACAUUAACUUCCCAAUGAAGGGACGGAAAGGGAUGGUGGACUGGGCCAGAAACUCUGAAGACAAAGUUGUCAUUCCCAAAGGAAUAUUUGUACCCCAGACAGCAGAUAUGGAUGGAUCUCCUGUAUUCAUUCUCGGAAUGGUUCUCUACAAGACUCUUGGCCUUAUGCUGCCCGCUCCACGGAAUAACACUGCUGUGAACUCAAAAGUGAUUGCUGUGACUGUCCGACCAGAACCCAGGGUUACAGAAGCCCAGCUGGAGAUUGAGUUAGCUCAUCUAGCUAAUGGAACAAUGAAUCCAUUUUGUGCACUGUGGGACAGCUCUAUUAUGAACGAUUCUUGGGGCAGCUGGAGCUCUAAAGGAUGCAGAACUGUGCUCACCGAUGCAUCCCACACCAAAUGCUUAUGUGAUCGGCUAUCUACCUUCGCCAUUUUGGCUCAACAACCCAGAGAAAUAGCUAUGGAGUACUCAGGGGUUCCAUCUGUGACACUAAUAGUGGGCUGUGGUCUGUCCUGUCUGGCCUUGAUCACACUGGCCGUGGUGUAUGGUAUUCUGUGGAGGUACAUCAGGUCAGAGAGGUCAAUCAUUCUGAUCAAUUUCUGCCUUUCAAUCAUCUGCUCCAACAUCUUGAUACUAGUUGGACAGACGCAGACACAUAAUGCGGGCAUAUGCACGAUGACAACUGCAUUUCUGCACUUCUUUUUCCUGGCGUCCUUCUGCUGGGUUUUGACAGAAGCUUGGCAGUCCUAUAUGGCUGUGACAGGAAAAGUUCGGACCAGGCUCAUUCGGAAACGCUUCCUCUGCCUGGGAUGGGGAUUACCUGCCUUGGUGGUCGCAAUCUCAAUGGGAUUCACAAAAGCAAAAGGAUAUGGGACACCUCAAUACUGUUGGCUAUCUCUGGAAGGUGGUCUUCUCUAUGCAUUUGUGGGACCUGCUGCUGCAGUAGUGCUGGUGAACAUGGUGAUUGGCAUUCUGGUGUUUAAUAAACUGGUUUCGAGAGAUGGGAUCCUGGAUAAGAAACUAAAACAUAGAGCAGGGCAGAUGAGCGAGCCCCAUACAGGUCUAACUUUAAAAUGUGCCAAAUGUGGCGUUGUCUCAACUACUGCUUUAUCAGCGACGACGGCCAGCAAUGCCAUGGCCUCCCUGUGGAGUUCCUGUGUUGUGCUCCCUCUGUUAGCGCUCACCUGGAUGUCUGCAGUGCUGGCCAUGACGGACAAGCGCUCCAUUUUAUUUCAGAUCCUCUUCGCAGUCUUUGACUCUCUGCAAGGCUUUGUCAUAGUCAUGGUCCACUGUAUCCUCAGAAGAGAGGUCCAAGAUGCCUUCAGAUGUCGUUUAAGAAACUGUCAAGACCCCAUGAAUGCGGAUGCGACUGGUACCUUCCCCAACGGGCAUGCACAGAUCAUGACGGAUUUUGAGAAAGACGUGGACAUCGCAUGUCGAUCAGCCCUCCACAAAGACAUGGGGUCAUGUCGAGCGGCCACCAUCACCGGCACCCUCUCCCGCAUCUCCCUCAACGAUGAGGAGGAUGAGAAAGGUCCCGAGGGGCUCAAUUACUCCACGUUGCCUGGCAACAUCAUGUCUAAAGUCCUCAUCCAGCAGCCCUCUGGACUUCACAUGUCCAUGGGCAUGGGCAUGGGCGAUCUGGGAGAGCAGUGUAUGGACAGCACUGCAGACAUGAGACGGGCCGUGUACCUGUGUACGGACGACGCCACCAGGCAGAGCGAGCAGGAACUGAGUAUGCACGACCUGAGUGGCCAUCCCCAGCCGGGACAGAUGGAGACGGACUACAUCGUCAUGCCUCGCAAUUCGGCGGUCGGGUCUAGCAGCGUUCCCACCCUGCUGAAGGAGGACAGCAAGAUGAGCAUGACUAUGGACUCUCUGUCGCAUGACAGGCUGAUGCAUUACAAGAUGGGUGCGGAGUUUAACCUGGGCCACUCUGGGAUGGAGCACAUGGGAAUGGAACAGCAGUAUCCCGUCCAGGCCGAACACAUGCAGAAUCUUCCCUUCGAGCCACGCACGGCUGUGAAGAACUUCCUGGCUGAAAUGGAGGAGAGUGGAGGGCUGUCACGGAGCGAAACCGGUUCAACUAUAUCAAUGAGCUCUUUAGAGAGAAGAAAGUCGAGGUACCAGGAUCUAGACUUCGAGAAAGUCAUGCACACCAGGAAAAGGCAUAUGGAGCUGUUCCAGGAACUCAAUCAGAAAUUUCAAACCCUGGACCGAUUUCGAGACAUACCAAAUAUGGGCGGCAUGGACAAGGCAAUGCAAAACAAGAACCCCUGGGAGAGCUUCAACCCGGCAAGUGAAUAUCAGAACUACGCCACAAUGAAUGUACUAGAAUCAGACACAAAGAACUCUCUGGAGAUGACUAACGCUGAGUGGGAAAAGUGUGUCAGCCUCCCUUUGGACGUCCAGGAGGGAGACUUUCAGACAGAAGUCUGAGGAAUAAUGAAGCGUUAGCAGGGACGCGGAUGAAGGUGGACAUAUUUUGCACUGAUCAAAAAACGCAGAAGACUUUUCAUGCAGCCUUGGAAAGACAUAUCUGGAUUCUAGGAGUAUAGCAGGGACAAUGUGCCAAUAAGAUUUCAAAAAAAAAAAAAAAAAAAAAAAAAAAAAAACGAGGA